Molecule: messenger RNA, 422 nt
Organism: Talaromyces stipitatus ATCC 10500
Lineage: Eukaryota; Fungi; Ascomycota; Eurotiomycetes; Eurotiales; Trichocomaceae
Exons: 1
Source: RefSeq, a predicted model, not a curated record
GCAGCUGCAAAUCGACUUGCUAUGUUCGCAUGGAAAAGGAUUUGGCUGCACUGUCAAUUAACGAAUAUCCUUUAAAACAUUCAGCUUUAUUGGAUUCAGGGUCAUCAAUUCACGUUUUCAAUGAGAUAGAAAGGUUUGUGAACUUCCGGAAAGCAACGGCAGGAGACUUCUUAUGGGCAGGCACCCACCAAGUACCUAUCUUAGGAUAUGGAGAAGUGGAUAUCGAAAUCCACGGCCUUGGUGGAAGACUUCAGAUUCUGCGCCUUUAUAACGUGGCAUACUGCAAGGACUUUGUGGCAAACCUGGUGUCUUUCCAACAACUAAGAAAGCAAGGAAUCUGGUGGGACACCAGAAGAGGCUUUGAUUGCCUUCGGAACGAGAAAAAUCAAGUCCUUGCGUAUGUAAGAGAAAAGGAAGGUUAA